AUGUUCAAAAACAACAGAAACUCAAAUUCAAAAACACCAAAAACUCAAGUAAAAAAAAACCACACAAAUUCAAGAUCACAAAACAGCAAAAUCUCAAGUUCAAACACGACACAAACUCAGGUUCAACAAACACACAAACUCAAGUUUAACCAAUACCCAAUUCUCACGUUUAACAAUUUCCACAACCUCAAGUCCAAACACGACACAAACUCAAGUUCAAACACGACACAAACUCAAGUUCAAACACGACACAAACUCAAGUUCAAACAACACCCAAAUAUCAAGUUUAACAUCUGCCAAAACCUCAAGUUCAAAAACACCACAAACUCAAGUUCUAAAUGA
Molecule: messenger RNA, 342 nt
Organism: Xyrichtys novacula (pearly razorfish)
Lineage: Eukaryota; Metazoa; Chordata; Actinopteri; Labriformes; Labridae
Source: the annotation of a GenBank genome assembly